AUGUCUAGCGCUGAAUUACUUCAAGAAAUUGAGAGACUUACCAAGCGUGUUGAGGAACUGGAGAAGACAGAAAACGAUGCGACGCCAUCGUCGAGUUUAAACCUGCCCGUGGUUCAAGUAAAUAAUCAGAAAGCAAAGCCAGAUAACUACUCGGACGGCCCGUGGAACGAGGGGAUUAGUCACUUCAAGCUGUGUGCUCAGAAAAACAACUGGGACGACACACAGUGUUGCCAACAGCUAGCUGUUUCUCUUCGCGGCAGAGCUCAGCGAAUCUACUUGACGCUUCAAGAUAACGAGAAGACGUGUUUUGACGACCUAGUGAACACACUACAGUCUAGAAUUCAGCCAGACCAACAAAGGAAAAUCCACAAGCUGACCUUCAAUGCGAGGAAACGAAAACACGGGGAGAACAUUGUAGAUUUAGCAACUGAUCUGCGACAACUCGCUGCACUGGCGUACCAAAACAAGGAUAAGUCGCUUGUCGAGGAGGAACUCGUUGAACAAUUUAUCCGUGCCCUCGACAGUAAGGAACUACGUAUCGGAGUGAGUCAAAGUGACCCAAAAUCUCUCGAUGAAGCUGUAAAACUAGCGUUACGUCUGGAAAGUAUUCAUUUGGCUGAAAUGAAAAACAACAACACCGCGAAAAUCAACAUGGCGGGAGACGAGCAAGAUACCGCUGGCUUCGACAUGGCGGGCGCGAGAGAUAAACGAGAUACCGCAGGCCUCAACAUGGCGGGCGCGAAAGAGGAAAAUCAAUCAACACCACGAUGGGCGAAAAAGUACUUUGAUCAACAAGCGGAACUGAUGGAUAAAAUGAGUAAAUUUCUUGUGAACAAACCAAAUACGGCCUCAUACCCAAGACGUCAAAGGGGAAAUAGCCAGUGCUACCGUUGUGGAAAAUAUGGUCACUUCGCACGAGAAUGUCAAUCGCAGAAUCAGGGAAACGCCUACAGGGCGGGCGCUUUAUAGAGCCCCCGCCCGCGCCGAAACGUGUUGAAACCGCUGAGUCUAGGAAUAAAGGCAAAGCUAGUGCAACAGACGACGCCACAAUAUUUGUGAACUGUCGAGUUAACGGGUACUAUGUUAAAGCUUUGGUGGACACUGGCGCAGCCGUGACUAUCAUGCACGAGGAUUUACUGGCGCGAGUACGUAAUAAAGGAACAGAAGUGAGACGCGCGACAAAAACAAUCGUGGGUGCGAACAAUACGCCUUUAAAUAUAAUUGGAAUUGCCGAGAUAGACAUUUCAGUAUGCGGGAAUUCAGUAACUCAUGACGUUUUAAUUUGUAACGAUUUAGCACAAGCAAUGCUAAUUGGAGUAGACUUCUUAAAACCUCAUAAGUGCAUAAUAGAUUUCGAGAAGAAUACAUUACGAAUAAAAAGAGAAGAAGAAACAUUGUCUUAUUCAAACGAGCGUAAAGUAUGCCGGGUUACAAUUGCCCAGUCUGUCGUUUUGCCAGGAAAUUCAAUGAUAACUAUUGCAUGUAAAGUGGAGAAUGGAACGAUUCAGAACAAUAAAAGUGGAGUUCUUGAGCCCAUGGUGCGAUUUGAAGAGCGCUAUAAAACUGGAAUAUUGAAGGUUGCUGCAACGAUACAGAAUGGACAAAUACCUGUGAGAUUAUUUAACCUCGGACCGAAAGGAAAAACAAUUUACAAAGGAAGCACUGUUGGAGAAUUUUGGCCAUUGUUAGAAGAUAAGAAUACAGAAACGGAAAACUGCUACUUUAUUGACACGCACAUCAUCGAGACUGAUAAAAAGCUGAUGAAAGGUGGAGGGCUUUGCUCGGUGGCAACGCCAAGUCCAGUGACAAAAGAAAAUAUGGACAUGGUUAAAGAACUUUUUCCAAUAGUAAACGAUUCAUUGUUAGAGAGCGAGAAAGAAAGCGUAUACAAGGUACUAGCACGUCAUACUGUAAUAGUCUCGGAAAAUAAAACGGACUUGGGAGAGGCGAGAGAUGUCCAACACUUUAUUAACACUGGUCAACAUAUCCCAGUUAAAGCUACACCGCGUAGAUUUCCGUUUCAUAAGCGUGAGGUUGUACGAGAAGAAGUGGAAUCGAUGCUUGCAAGCGACGUGAUUGAACCUUCCACAUCCCCUUGGUCGGCCCCGGUGGUGCUGGUGAGAAAAAAAGACGGGAGCGAGCGUUUCUGUAUCGACUACCUUAAACUGAAUGCGAUUACGAAGAAGGAUGUUUUCCCUCUACCGAGAUGCGACGAAAUAUUAGAAUCGCUUUCGGGGGCAGCCUACUUCACUCAUCUGGAUCUAGUGCGAGGUUAUUGGCAAAUCAAAGUCGCGGAGCAAGAUCGCGAGAAAACAGCUUUCUCCACACCAGACGGACAUUUUCAGUUUAAAAGAAUGCCUUUUGGGUUGACUAAUGCACCGGCAACAUUUCAACGAGCUAUGAAUACGAUUUUGGCGGGACUGUGCUGGACUGACUGUGCUGUAUAUUUGGAUGACAUUAUUGUGAGUGGGAGGACACUAGAAGAGCACAAUCAGCGUCUUGAGAACGUAUUAGCAAGAUUAGAAACUGCAGGGUUGAAAUUGAACGCAAGAAAAUGUGAGUUUGUCCAACAGCGGAGUGUUAUUUUAGGACAUGUCGUUAGUAAGGAAGGGAUCUUGACUAAUCCCGAUAAG
Paramuricea clavata is the source of this 2633-nucleotide messenger RNA. The record is from the annotation of a GenBank genome assembly. NCBI's taxonomy places the organism in Eukaryota, Metazoa, Cnidaria, Anthozoa, Malacalcyonacea, Plexauridae.